Messenger RNA from Anguilla anguilla (European eel), 4273 nucleotides. RefSeq names its product diacylglycerol kinase beta (gene dgkg). Bases 840 to 3362 code for a protein of 840 amino acids. The record is from RefSeq and is a predicted model, not a curated record. The transcript has 25 exons. Gene Ontology annotation, cellular component: plasma membrane. Gene Ontology annotation, biological process: lipid phosphorylation; intracellular signal transduction; diacylglycerol metabolic process. Gene Ontology annotation, molecular function: ATP-dependent diacylglycerol kinase activity; calcium ion binding. Lineage: Eukaryota; Metazoa; Chordata; Actinopteri; Anguilliformes; Anguillidae.
GAGAGGGAGAGAGAGAGAGAGAGGGAGGCUCUGGAUAAACAGGCUGUCAGAAGACGAGCGCCGGGGCAUUUUAACCGGAGAGGCUGGAGAGGGUUUCGCACGCGCCUCAUCUUCAUUUCCAAAUUUUUAUUUUGCAAAGAGGAGGUCCACAGAAUAAGAAGGAGCCGGGAAGAGAGGCAGAGAAGAGGAGGAGGAGGAGGAGAAAGAGAAGGAGGAGAAGAGCUUUAAUUAAUUCAGGCUGGAGGGGAGGGAUGUUGCCGUUGCUGUCGGAGGGGGACCUGCUUCCUGUUCUCAGCUGACGCGCUAACACCCCCCCCCCCCCACCCCCCUCCCCCUCCACCCCCAGGACCCGCUGAGGUGGAGAUCGCCAGCGAGGGUCAUUCCCCGUGAGAGAAGGAGAGCGAAAGAGAGGGUGGAAAGAGAGGGAGAGAGACGCUUCUGUUGCCUCGUUUGCCUGGGACAGAGACCAGCCUGACAGCUCCGCGAUCUUCAGCACGGAGGUGCAGGGAGGUGCACGGAGGCACAGGGAGGCGCAGGGAGGCGCAGGGAGGCGCAGGGAUCCAGUGGGAGCCUAUCAUCACCGGGACGAGAGUGGAGACAGGAAGCUGUGUGGGUGUGGCAUAACUGAUCAGGGAUCAGAGUGAGGGCCUUGUGGGAGGUGACCCCUGACAUCGGAGGAUUAGGGGGCUCCGCGUCCUGCCCCCAUACUCCCCUCUCCCCCUGCUCGCAGGGCGGCUCUGGGACGAUGCUGACCCCCCCCUCCAGCUCCGGUUUAAACCGCACCCAGGGAUAACCAGCACCCCCCCGCCGCCACGCCGCCCGCCAGCACCGCCGCCAUCAUGGGGGACGGGAGCUGGGUGUGCCUGAGCCCCGCCGAGUUCAGCCAGCUGCAGCAGUACAGCGAGUAUUCCACAAAGAAGCUGAAAGAUGUCCUGGAGGAGUUUCACGGAGACGGAGUUCUCGCCAAAUACAACCCCGAGCAGCCAAUCGAUUACGAGGGCUUCCAGCUCUUCAUGAAGACCUACCUGGAGAACGACAUUCCCGAGGAGCUGUGCCAGCACCUCUUCACCUCCUUCAAGAGCAAGACGGGGGAUGGCUCCCCCGGGCUGCCCCGCACAGGUGCGGGCCUGCUAGAGCCUAGAUCGAUCGAUGCGGGCAUCUCUAUUCAGACAGAAGUGGCAUGUGCCCCCAUAACAGGAAUGAACGGUAAGAGCAUCCUGAGCGCCAUGGCCCGCCACACGCCGGACCAGGCCGCCGCCGUCGUCAUGGCGACGGGGUCGGGCGCCACCGCCUCGCCCUGCUCCUCGCGCUCCUCGUCCCAGCGGUCCGGGACGGGGGGCCACACGCCGGCCGGCCCCCACCGCUCGCCCUGCGCCCAGCCGAAACCCCCGGGGGCCGGGAGCAACGCCCUGGUCCCCUCAAAGGGCCCCGCCUCUCCCCACCUCAACCCCCAGUCCCCAGAUCGAAGCCGAGCGGAGAAGCGCCCGUCGCUGCGCCGGAGCCCGUCCCCGCAGAAGGGAGCCCCCCUGCCGGCGCCCCAGGUGGUGUUUCUGAAGGACAUCGUGUGCUACCUGUCCCUGCUGGAGAGGGGGACCCCCGAGGACAAACUCGAGUUCAUGUUCCGGUUAUACGACACGGACGGCAACGGACUGCUGGACAGCUCGGAACUGGACCGCAUUAUCAAUCAGAUGGUUCAUGUAGCGGAGUACCUGGAGUGGGACUCCACAGAGCUACGUCCGAUCCUGAAGGAGAUGAUGGAGGAGAUCGAUUUUGACCGGGACGGCACUGUCACGCUGGAGGAGUGGAUCCGCGGCGGGAUGACCACCAUUCCGCUUCUGGUGCUGCUCGGCAUGGAGACGAACAUGCAGGAGGACGGGCAGCAUGUGUGGAGACUGAAGCACUUCAACAAGCCGGCCUACUGCAACUACUGCCUCACCAUGCUUCUGGGCGUGCGCAAGCAGGGCCUGAGCUGCUCCCUAUGCAAGUACACAGUCCACGAGCGCUGUGUGUCCAAAGACAUCGCCGCCUGCGUCAGCACCUACGCCAAGUCCCGGAGACACACUAACGCCAUGCAGCACGUGUGGAUGGAGGGGAACUCUCCCACGAAGUGCGAUCGCUGCCACCGGAGCAUCAAAUGCUACCAGGGCCUGACCGGCCUCCACUGCGUGUGGUGCCAGAUAACCCUUCAUAACAAGUGCGCGUCCAACGUGAAGCCCGACUGUGACGGGGGGGCACUGAGGGACCACACCCUGCUGCCCUCCUACAUCUGCCCUGUGGUGCUGGACCGGCACUCCGGGGUGAAGCGGGGAGAAGGAGACUCCCCCCCCAGCACCAGCCCUGAUGACACUGGCCAGAGCUUCAAGUUCACCGGAGAUGGACAAGGGCUGCAGAUCACCCCUCUGCCAGGGACACACCCCCUCUUGGUAUUGGUCAACCCGAAAAGCGGGGGACGGCAGGGUGAAAGGGUCCUGCGGAAGUUCCAGUACCUUCUGAACCCGAGGCAAGUCUACAGUCUGGACCGGGGCGGGCCAAUGGCUGGAAAAACAGAGCGGAAGGGAUGGAGCUACGAGGGCGGAAACCUGCUCAAAUUUCUGCGGGACAUCGAGCACAGCACGGAGAUGGUGCUGGAUCGCUGGAACAUCGACAUCAUCCCGGACGACAAGGAGGAGAAGGGCGACCCUGUCCCCUACAGCAUCGUCAACAACUACUUCUCCAUCGGAGUGGAUGCCUCCAUUGCCCAUCGUUUCCACCUGAUGAGGGAGAAGCAUCCAGAAAAAUUCAACAGCAGGAUGAAGAACAAACUGUGGUAUUUUGAGUUCGGCACCUCGGAGACCAUCGCUGCCACCUGCAAGAAGCUGAACGAGAGCCUGGAGGUGGAGUGCGACGGCAUCAUCCUGGACCUCAGCAGCACCUCCCUGGAGGGCAUCGCCGUCCUGAACAUUCCCAGCAUGCACGGCGGGUCCAACCUCUGGGGCGAGACCAAGAAGAGGCGGAACUACAACCGCAUGAGCAAGAAGGUGCCAGAGAGGGCGCCGAUGACCACCGUGACCGACGCCAAGGAGCUCAAGUUCUGCGUCCAGGACCUGAGUGAUCAGCUGCUGGAGGUGGUGGGGCUGGAGGGGGCCAUAGAGAUGGGCCAGAUCUACACCGGCCUCAAGAGCGCCGGACGCCGACUGGCACAGUGUGCCAGCGUCACCAUCAGGACGUCCCGGAUGAUGCCCAUGCAGAUUGAUGGGGAGCCCUGGGUGCAGCCCCCCUGCACGGUGCGAAUCACACACAAGAACCAGGUGCCCAUGCUCUUGGGACCCCCCCAGAAGACCCCCUUCUUCUUUUUCAAGAGGCGGAACAGGAGUCGAGAUUAGGGGAGGGAGGAGGGUGAGGACACCCUGCCCCUCCCCUUCCCACCUCCCACAGCUCCAGCAGCUGAUUGGUGCAGACCCAUGCGGAGGUGGAGCUAAGAGUUUGGGGGGGGGGGCGUAGACCUGUGGGGACAAUAACACGCUACUGAGACAAUGACUACAUCUCCCACAAUACCUCCCCCCAACCCUCAGGAGGUGGGACCCCCCCCUCCCCCACACCCUCUGACUCUCAAUGUCUACUGACUCUCAAUUGACUACUGCCCAAAUGCCCCUGCCCUAAUUCCCCUUGAACUGUGACCUGUAACCUGUGACCUUUGACCUGCCAUUGGCCCUCGAGAGCAGUGAGCCCCCUUUCUCCAGCUGUGCCACACUGCCCGGGGGCCAUGCCACACCCGGCCGUCCCCUCGCCUUAGAGAGGAACCAUCGAGGUUUCCCCAAGUGGAUACUGCCAUUGGUCCGUUCCGUUUCCCAUGAUCCCCCCCUGCACUCGCUGAGCGACUCUUACAAUGCAGGGGAGUGGCUGUGACCCCGUUCUCGGUGGAAGCUUCGAUCACCUUCUCAGAUAGGAUCAGGAAUCGGAUGAGAGAUAAAGAGAGAAAGAGGGAGAGACUGAGGGGGAGAGAGAAACAGUGAGAAGGAGAGAGAGGGGAAAAGAGAGGGAGUGAGAAGGAGUCGUGCUCAUACAGUUCUGAAGGUGGGAGGGGUGCUGUGUGUGCCUUGGCACGAGAGUUUAAGAGCACUAAAGAUUGGCCUUCUGGGACUGGGGAAACAGGCUCUCCUCCAUGAAGAACACAAUAAAUAAUGGAUUCAGUUCAAGCAGAGUAUUCAUUCCAGGUCCUCUCCAGAGCCCUUGCACACUCAACAGAAAACUCAUUUAUUAUUGAGGGUUUUUGGCUGCAGGUGUAGGAGCUGGG